Leptosia nina is the source of this 654-nucleotide messenger RNA. The record is from the annotation of a GenBank genome assembly. Lineage: Eukaryota; Metazoa; Arthropoda; Insecta; Lepidoptera; Pieridae.
AUGCCGGGGGCUUCGGCCUCUCGCCCGAGUCUCUUCCAACACUACGAAGACGAUCGCCCUCCUAGCGCCGACCAAACGGAUCGUGAAACCGACACGCUGAUGGCAAACAAAACAGAAAGCAAAGGCAGCAAAGAAGAAAACAACAAGGCGGAGAGUAAGAAGGGUGGUUGGCUGGGCGGCAUCCUGACCAAGCUGUCUCUACGUGCCCCCAACCAAAUGAUCCUACCAGACGACAAGAACCCCACAAUCGUGUGGGACGAAACGACUAAGCGGUGGGUAAAUCGGGACUCACCCGAUGACGAGCCUAGUGCCCCCCCGCCCCCUCCGAAGAUGACGCCUGCGCAACCAGUAACAUCGACGCCGCUUCAGUCGCCUAUGGCGGGUGGCGCACCUCCGGGCGGAUCGGGGCUGGCCCCCGGAAUCCCCGGGGCAGGGGGUGGCAAUUUGCUCAGGAUGCAGAGGGGCAGAAAUAUAAAGAAGUCGUAUGUGGACGUAUUCAAUCCAGCAGGUGCGCCCGCGCCGUCGGCGUUACCCCCUCCCGACCUCCCUCCAGCGCCACCGGCACAGGCUCCCACAUACUUUGUGCCAGCCCCCGUACCACAGAGUGGUUUCUAUGACCCCAAUGCAAUGGAACCGGAACGCAGCGCCAUCUAG